Molecule: messenger RNA, 1035 nt
Organism: Stegodyphus dumicola
Lineage: Eukaryota; Metazoa; Arthropoda; Arachnida; Araneae; Eresidae
Product: tigger transposable element-derived protein 6-like
Source: RefSeq, a predicted model, not a curated record
AUGAGAAGCUUAAACAUUCCAAUUGAUGGAAAUGUACUUAAAGAACAAGCACACUUUUUUGCUUCCAAAUUAAACAUCAAAGAUUUUAAAGCAUCGGAUGGUUGGUUACAGAAAUUUAAAUUUCGGAAUGGUUUGAGUUUCCGGAAAGUGUGUGGUGAAAGUGCAGCAGUAGACACGUCAUCAGCAAAUGAAUGGAAAGAAGAAAAGUUGAAAUUGCUUCUUUCUGAAUACGCUGCAGAUGACGUUUUUAAUGCGGACGAAACGGCUUUGUUUUUUAAGAUUUUGCCAGAAAGAACAUUAGCUUACAAAGGAGAUAAAUGUGUUGGAGGUAAUAAAGCUAAAGAGAGACUUACAGUUUUGAUUGCAGCCAACAUGACUGGGUCACAAAAAUUGCCUCUGCUCUUUAUUGGAAAAUAUCUGAAACCAAGGUGUUUCAAAAAUGUUCAGAAGAUUCCUGCUGCAUAUUAUGCUAAUAAUAAGGCCUGGAUGACUGGCAACAUCUACGAAAAAUGGUUGAGAGAUUUAGAUAACCGUUUUUCAGCAGAGAAGCGCAAAGUUCUCCUAAUCGUGGACAAUUGUACUGCACACAUGGAAGUCACUGGGCUUCAGGCAAUCCGUGUGGAAUAUCUCCCACCAAAUGCAACUGCAGUUUUACAGCCAAUGGAUCAGGGGAUAAUCAAUAGUUUCAAGCGAAAAUAUAAGACAGUGCUCUUGCAAAGAGUAAUCCUUGGCUUGGAAAGGGAACAACCUUAUUAUCAGAUUGAUAUUCUUGGUGCAAUGCAUUUAUCAAUCAGUGCAUGGAAUGAUGUUUUAGAUGAAACAAUUUCUAAAGCCUUUCGACAUGCAGGUUUUAUUAAAGAAACAGACGUAACUGAAGAAAUCCAUGACAAUAGAUCUCACGACGAAGAUGAGGUUCUCAUGCAUGAACUUCGCCGUAGAAAUCCACAGUUGCCAGAACUUUCAUUCGAGGAUUUUUUAAAUGUGGAUUCUAAUGUCAUCUGCACGGAGGAAAAUAUCGGAUCACGAUAUUAUUAG